Adineta ricciae is the source of this 2712-nucleotide messenger RNA. NCBI's taxonomy places the organism in Eukaryota, Metazoa, Rotifera, Eurotatoria, Adinetida, Adinetidae. The record is from the annotation of a GenBank genome assembly.
AUGGCCUUUUUACUCCGUCUUCUUCGACUUCGUUAUCUAAUUUUCGGCACGGCCGUUGGUGGCGGUUAUGCUGCUCGCAAAAAAUAUAAGGAAAUACAAGAUGCACUACCAGAUAUUUCCUGGAUGAAAGAAUAUAUGCCAGAAGAGACGGUCAAUGCUCUUAGCAAACAUUUGUCUGAUUUAGCUAAUUCAGUUUCAUUGCCCGAUACAACCAAUUUACAAGAUCGAGUCAGACUUCUGCAAGAAAGAUUUUCAAAUUACUUUUCUACACUAUCCGAAAAUACACCAGAAGACCCAAAUGCCGAUGGAAACGAACAAAAACAAUCAGAUGGCCUUUUCGCAUGGACGAAAUCAUAUAAAAAUGUUCAGUUAACAAGUGAAGAACAAGAACAUUUGAGAAAAACUGCUCAGUUACAAGAACAUGAACGUCAAGAGAGAAUUCAUCAAGAAAUGAUGGGUAUACAAAUAAAAUAUCAACGUGAAAUCGAUCGAUUAGAAAAAGAAAUCAAAGCGAUGAAGAAGCAGAUAUUACUAAGACAAGAAAGAAAUUUCCAAGGGAAAAAACAACGUAGAAUCAAAAAAUCAUUGAUUGAUAUGUACAGUGAAGUUCUAGAUGAAUUAAACGACUAUGAUACCAAUUAUAACAUUCAAGAUCAUCUACCACGAGUUGUCGUUAUCGGUGAUCAAAGUUCGGGUAAAACAAGUGUAUUGGAAAUGAUAACACAAGCACGUAUAUUUCCUCGAGGUGCUGGUGAAAUGAUGACACGUAGUCCAGUCAAAGUUACCUUAAGCGAAGGUCCCUAUCACAUAGCAACAUUUAAAGAUAGUCCAAAAGAAUAUGAUUUAACGAAGGAAGCAGAUCUAGCUGCUCUCCGAAAAGAAAUCGAACUUCGGAUGCGUGCAUCAGUUAAAGAUGGACAAACAAUCAGUAGUGAAGUCAUUUCAUUGUCUGUUAAAGGACCUGGUCUACAACGUAUGGUACUAGUUGAUUUACCUGGAAUUAUCAGUACGGAAACCAUCGGUAUGGCGUCGGAUACGAAGAGUUCCAUCACUCGUCUCGCUAAUAGUUAUAUGUCCAAUCCGAAUGCAAUUAUUUUGUGCAUCCAAGAUGGAAGUGUUGAUGCAGAACGUAGUAAUGUCACUGAACUUGUAUCGAAAAUGGAUCCACAUGGUAAAAGAACUAUAUUUGUUUUAACCAAAGUCGAUAUGGCCGAAGCAAAUCUACAUGAUUCUGGUCGAAUCAAAAAGAUUCUCGAAGGAAAAUUGUUUCCAAUGAAAGCGUUGGGUUAUUUCGCAGUUGUUACUGGCAAAGGCAAUGCUGAUGAUCCAAUUGAUCUUAUACAGAAAUACGAAGAAGAUUUCUUUCGUGAUUCGAAAUUAUUUCGUGAUGGUAUUUUCAAAGCUAAUCAAACUACAACACGUAACUUAAGUUAUGCUGUCAGUGAUUGCUUUUGGAAAAUGGUUAAAGAGAGUGUUGAACAACAAGCGGAUACAUUCAAAGCAACGAAGUUUAAUUUAGAAACCGAAUGGAAAAAUAGUUUCACUAAACUUCGAGAACAAGAUCGAGAUGAAUUAUUCGAAAAAGCUCGUGGCGAAAUUCUCGACGAAGUUGUUAAUCUUAGCUUAAUUCCUAGUCAACAAUGGGAAGAUAAUUUAUCGAAAUAUAUCUGGUCAAAAAUGUCGAAUUUUAUCUUUGAUGACGUUUUCCUCCCAGCUGCACAAGCUGAUUCAAUAGGAGGUUUUAAUACGACAGUUGAUGUUAAAUUACAACAGUGGGCAGAGAAAGACUUACCACGUCAAUGUGUCAGUAUAGCUCAUCAGGUUCUACUUGAUGAAUUUCAAAAUCUAAUUGAACGCGAACAAAAAAGUCGAUCCUCCGAUCCAAUUACCAAUGAUCUAAAAAUGCACGUGGUAGAAGCGUGUCGCACAAGGCAUCAAUGGGAUAGCAAAGCAUUAGAUUCUCUAAGAGUCAUUCAAACUCAAGCUUUACAAGAUCGCAAUGUUCCGGAUAAGCAGCACUGGGAAACAGCAGCGAAAUUCAUGGAAGCUAUCAUCCGACAGGAAUUGGAACAUCAAGAAUUAGAAUUAAAUUCAAAAGCCAAUCAGGGUGCAUGGCGACGAUUGAAUCCUUUUCAAGGCACAACUCUGGAAGAGAAGAAUCGACAGCAAUGCGUAAAAGAACUAGAAAAAGUUCUACUCAGUAGACAACAGUUAGAUAGAACAACGAAAAAUAAUUAUUCAAUUCGUUCUGUUCUUGAUUUUGAUGAAUUAACGACAGUCAAGAAAAAUCUUCAAACACAAAAAAUCGAUGUCUCUAAUAAUUUUAUAAGCGAUCUAUGGCAACGUGUAUAUAAAAUUCAUUUUCUCAAACGAAAUUUAUCCACUUGUCUCGAAUGUCGUCGAUUUUUCUAUUACUAUCAAAAAGGUUUUUCUGAUCAGGGUCUCGACUGCCGUGAAAUAGUCUUUUUCUGGCGUUUAAAACGUAUGAUUGAUAUAACAAGUAAUGCUAUUCGACAGCAAAUCUCAAACAUUGAAACUCGUCGAUUGGAGCGAGAGGUGAAAGAAGUUUUAGAUGAUUUCAGUGCGGAUGAAACAUUGAAAUCAAAUCUUCUCAAAGGCAAACGUGUUGACUUGGCAGAAGAUUUGAAACGUGUUCGACAAGUUCAAGAGAAACUUGAAGAAUUUAUCGAAGCAUUGAAUGCCGAAAAAUAA